AUGAUUAUGAUGAUGAUGACGACGCUGUUUACUUUUGGGAAUUUCACUUGCCUUAACUUUUCUGUUUUAUCUUAUCUCGAUCUUAAGAUGAAGACCAACGCUGUGAAUUUGAAGUCACUAACGUCUUGUGAAUGUGAAUAUGGUUUUGAGUCGAAACUUCAAUGUGCUGAAUAUGUACUUAAUGAGUGGAGUUCGAGUUUGAGUUUGAGAAGACAAAGGAAAGUGGCUGGAAAAGGCGUCAAAAUCUGCCCCGAAACUUCAUCAAAACUUCCGAAAAAGAUGAAAAAACACUCGAAAUUCAGGUUUAGCGGAAAAGCUGAAAGCAUCGUGUUUAAUGGGAUAAAAUCCAUAAAUAUUUUCGAGAGCGCAGAACACUUUUGUGGGCAUCGCAACAUAACAAAACAACAGCAUCAGCAAGUAUUUAUCUCGUUCAGUCUUGAGCACAAAGAACUCGUGAACAUUUGCCAGCAAAUUGUCGACACCCGACAAAAACCGUCAUCAAGUGAUGAAGGGAAUUUCUAA
This is a messenger RNA of Clunio marinus, 522 nucleotides long. The record is from the annotation of a GenBank genome assembly. NCBI's taxonomy places the organism in Eukaryota, Metazoa, Arthropoda, Insecta, Diptera, Chironomidae.